GAUCCCCCAGAAGCCCCCCCAGGCCACGGGGGGCGCCCCCGCCCGCUUCCUGCUCCUCCCGCCCUUCGCCAAAGCGCCGCCGGCGCGCUCCGGCAUCGCCGUGGCCUUCGCGUCCGCGCUGGGCCCCGUCUCGGUGCUGGGGCCGGCGCCGGCCUCGGGGUCUUCGUUGGGCCCGGCGUUGGUUGGGAUCGGGGUCUUCGUUGGGCCCGGCGUUGGGUUCGGGGUCUUCGUUGGGCUCAAAGUUGGGAUCGGGGUCUUCGUUGGGCUUGGGGUCCUCCUCGGGCCCAAAGUUGGGUUCGGGGUCAUCAUCGGGCCCAGCGUUGGGUUCGGGGUCUUCGCUGGGGUCAAACUCGGGCUCGGGGUCUUCACUGGCCCCGAAGUUGGGUUCAACGUCAACGUUGGGCCCGAAGUUGGGUUCGGGGCCGUCGUUGGGUCCAAAGUCUUCGUUGGGCCCAAAGUUGGGUUCGGGGUCUUCGUUGGGCCCAAAGAUGGGUUCGGGGUCAACGUUGGGCCCAAAGAUGGGUUCGGGGUCAACGUUGGGCUCAACAACGUCACCGUUGGGUUCGACGUUGGGUUCGACGUCAUCGUUGGGUUCGGCGUCAUCGUUGGGUUCAACGUCAUCGUUGGGUUCAACGUUGGGUUCGACGUCAUCGUUGGGCCCCCCGUUGGGUUCAACGUCAUCGUUGGGUUCAACGUUGGGUUCGACGUCAUCGUUGGGUUCGACGUCAUCGCUGGGCCCCCCGUUGGGCUCCCCGUCGCGGCACGGCUGCGGGUUCUGCGGGAAGCCCUUCGGCAGCGCCAGCGCGCGGCAGAUCCACCUGCGCUCCCACACCGGGGAGAGGCCCUUCCGCUGCGACCUCUGCGGCGGCCGCUUCACCACCCGCGGCAACCUCAAGGUGCACCUGCGGCGCCACCGGCAGAGGGGGCCGGCCGAGAGCAGGGAGGGCGCGGUGGAGGUGGGGGAGGGGCUGGCGAGGGUCCCCCCCCGGGUGGGGGAGGGGCAGGGGAGGGGGGCCCGGACCCGGCGCUGGAGCGGCGGCUCCUGCUGCUCCUGUCGGACCUGGCCCUGCCCCUCCCCCGCGACGCCCACGCCCUCUGCGACGCCAUCGCACAG
Empidonax traillii (willow flycatcher) is the source of this 1114-nucleotide messenger RNA. RefSeq names its product eukaryotic translation initiation factor 3 subunit A-like. The annotation marks the transcript as partial. The transcript is spliced from 4 exons. The record is from RefSeq and is a predicted model, not a curated record. NCBI's taxonomy places the organism in Eukaryota, Metazoa, Chordata, Aves, Passeriformes, Tyrannidae.